UACAGAUGAUAUAGUAGCUGCCACAAUGACGGACUUGGGAUCGAUGGGCCAGUCUGAUAUUCGUCUUUCAGAGGUCUAUUGUGGAAGUAUCUGUAUGCAGACGAAUUGUACACUAUUGCAACAAGUCAAUGGAAAUAAAAAUCUUAAAACAGAUCAUGAUAUGAUAGGGGCGUUGCAAGACUCAGCUCGAGUGCAGACUCUGCGGUUUGGUCCAGUGGCAGCCUGGGCGAGGGAGGGGAGAGAGGCGGAGGAACUACUGCAGGAAAAAAGUUAAAAGUAAAAUGGCUUCCUUGUCUUUGGACUCUGAGGAACAAUCACCAAAGACCAAAGACGAACAUACGCCAGCACAUGUCAAAGAAGAAGAAGAUUUCGGCCGAUCGGGUGCAUCGGAAAAACAAAGUUUACAAAAGUCGGAGUUGAGCUUUUCCACUGACCAAGUAUCGUGUCUGUGCGAGGCCCUUCUGCAGGCGGGUAAUGUGGAUCGCCUGUGGAGAUUUCUCUCCACGAUUCAUCCUUCGUCCGAGCUGCUACGUGGCAAUGAGACCCUUCUCAAGGCCCAGGCUCUGGUGGCUUUCCACCGCGAAGAGUUCAAGGAGCUUUACGCCAUUCUGGAAAGCCAUGACUUCCACCCGUCUAACCAUGGGUUCCUGCAGGACCUGUACCUGAAAGCUCGCUAUAAAGAAGCUGAGCGGUCCCGGGGCCGCAGCCUGGGUGCUGUGGAUAAGUAUCGUCUCAGAAAGAAGUUUCCCUUGCCUAAAACAAUAUGGGAUGGAGAGGAGACCGUGUACCUUCUUAAAGAGAAGUCCCGCAAUGCACUAAAAGAAUGCUACAAAAGCAACAGGUAUCCGAGUCCAGACGAGAAGAAAAACCUGGCCAAAGUUACAGGAUUAUCUCUCAAACAAGUGAGCAACUGGUUCAAAAACCGUAGACAGAGGGAUAGGACCCCGUCUGGGACACACAGCAAAAGUGAGUCUGACGGUAACCACAGCACAGAGGAUGAAGCAAGUGCCAUGGAUGACGUCCCAGAACAGUUAGAGGAGCCUUCAUCUAUCAUCUCUUUUUCUGCUGUUUCUGGUAACACGGGAGGACCGCUCAUUCUGAAUGGAUCCAGUGGGUUUCUCUCUGCACCUCAGCCUAUUCUACUAAAUGGCAACUCCCUUAUUUCUGGUGCUGGAGGUGGAGUCCUCAUCAAUGGCCUAAACCUUGGAGACUGUCAAACUGUAACACUAAGUCCUGUUGCAGGCAACUCUUCUUUGAUAUUAGAUGGUUCUCAGGUAAUGACAAAACCAAAUGUACAGCCACAACAUGCACUAACAGUAACAAAACAGGAGGAUGAGCCCAAUGCAGACAACAAGCCUGUCAUUGUUGCCACAAAUACAACACAUGCCUCAAACUCGCCAUCAGUUAUUUCUAUGCCAAUCAAGACAGACAGAGACACUUUGGAUUUCAUCAGCAUUCCUAAAGAAAGGCAGACCAAACCUAAUAUACUGCGUCACCAUACUGACUCGUCAUCUUUUUUACAAUCUUCACCUUUUUCAUCUACUAUAAACAGUGCACCAAAGUUACUGUUGACACAAACAACCAAAAAUCAGGAACUGAUCACUCUUCCAGCAUCUAUAGCAUCUGCAAGAACAGUCAUUUCUUCAUCUCUCUGCAGUCAGGAGGGCAACUUUGUUGUUUUUGCCACUACCAGCUCCCCAAUAACUGCCUCUAGCUCAGUAGUUUCAUCAACUCCUUCCACCCCUCAGGUCCUCUCUCUCCCCCAGGUAGUUCCUUCUAUUCAAGGCAUACCUGUCUCCCAGUUGGUCCAACACUCUUCAGCAACUCAGGGGUCCCAGUGUCCUCAGUUGGUCCCUGUGUCUCCACUUUCACCCCCAAAUUCACUGUUGCAAAGCACAAUAACUACAGACCACAGACUUGUACAUCAGCAUGAGGCUGCAUCAACACUGCCUGAAGUUGGUAUAACCACAGUGUCCAUUUCACAACAUGCUACAAAUCAGCUUUCACAACAAUUAACUAGUCACUUGGUGGACCAGAAUGGUCCAGUUGCUACAGUUGGAAAAAUACAAGUGCCACAACUCCUUUCCAUUGCUUCGCCAACACAAGUGUUUCCUGCACCUAAAGGGACUCAUGCACAGUUGGUUUCUGUUUCACUGCCACAGCUGGUCCCAGUUUCAUCCAUCCAAACGUCGAACACAAUCUCAUUUCCACAGGUGGUGCCUGCCACCCCAUCACUGACCGUGCCUUCUGCUGGACCACCUGUACAGAUUCUGGCAUCUGGCCCCACUGCUUCUAACCUAGCACAAGCCCCCCUCAGGAUCAACACCAUCAGCCCUAUUCAGACUGUAGCUUCUCCAGCAAGUGUGGGUCCCAGUGUGCAGCUGUUGAAUUCUGGGAUCAUUCAACUCCCUGCAACUCCACCAGGCAACCUGCUCCUCAGUGGAAGUCCAUUCUUAAGUGUCCAGCAAGGCAAGCUAAUAUUGACAAUUCCAGCAGGAAUUCAACUCACAGGUUUGUCCUCAAAACCAGAGGUUUCCCCUGUUUCCAGUAAUGGGCCUUCAGCUGCUUCACAGCCUUUAAGUAUGCAAAGUUUAACUAGCAGUUUUACAACAUCUGCCUUUACUACAAGUCAGACACCAAUCCACUCUACUAUGGCAUUAGAGCACCCACUUUCCUCCACCUCCCAGAGCGCCCUCACUCCAGAGAGUAUGCUAACCCUUAGUCCCACAUAUAGUGGGUUGACAUCAAAUGCACAACUGUCUCAUUCUGCCUGGAGUCCAGGAUCAAAUUUGUCUCAGCUGUUUGAUGUACGUGGUAAAAGCGAUCUCCAUGUUGACCCGUCUUUGUUAGCAGGCCUGCCUGGAGGGGAAUCCCUGCUUUUGGGGAGCCCUUCUCCUGAGCAGGGAAUGGAUACCAGGUCACCACUUGGUAACUCAGAGGACAUUGAAGGCGAGUCCAAAAUUCUUACACAGCUACAAUCUGUGCCUGUUGAUGAUGAUGAUUUGGGUCUGUAGACCUUACUACAUCAACAACAAAAAUACCGUUAGUGCCUGUAGUGUCGACCUUUCUGGUAACAGCAUUAUAAUGCACUACUCACUCAAAACCUCAGUGGCACUUUUAAGUUCUGAACUCAAAUUGGCAACCAAAAUGUAAAAAUGACAGGAUAUUAUGUACCUGUAUGCAUUUCUGGUGUGCAUUAACCAUUUUAAUAUCAAAAUGGGGAGAGCAUAAAUUUUUCCCACUCCUGGAUAAUUAUUUAUGUUACUUGGGUGAUCAAUAGUUUGACCACCACAUUGCUAUUUUCUGUAAAGUCAAUGCAAGAUUUUGGUACUACAUAGGAUAUAAUUACUUAAAUAAUCUUUGAUGAUUAAAAUCCUUUAGGAAACACAAUGUUGCAUUACAAUUUGAUGUUUGCAGUCUUGUUGCCUUAAGUGCCUUAAAUUGUAUUAUAGGUUUUUAACCUGUAAUACAAUAAUAUAAAUCUAUUUUAGCCCAACAUUUAUAAAUGUAGCUGUUUAUCUUAUUUGUAUAUUUUGCACAUUGCAUUUUUAGUGUUUACACUAAACUUCACAUGGUUACAAAGGGCAUAUUUUAUACUGUGUGUAUGUUUUGUUUGCCAAAGCAGAUUUUUUUUUUUUUUUUACCAGUCCAGAGCUGCCAAUCGCAGUAGAUGUUAAUAUUACAAUUUUAUUGUAAAGAACUGUAUGUAUGUUCAGAACUACAGACCUUUAACUUCAGUUUCUUCAUGUAGUUCACAUCAGUCUAAAUUAGUAUCAGUACAGUGCACUAAUAAAUUAUAGAUUAGUACAAUAAGCAAAAAUGCUAUAAUAAAAAUGUUCACUAAACAUUCAAGUUUUCAAAUAACCUGGGGAGUCACAAACUGUGCUUUAUAGCUUCAGCUAAUAAUGCUAAUGAAAUCUCCUUAUUCAAUAUGACUGUGUGCUUGUUGUAUCUUGGCACAGUUCAUAUCUGGUCAAUAAUGGUACAAAAUUAUACAUUUUUAAAACUUUACAAUAUAUUGUUUUUACAAGCUUGUUUGUAUUUGUGUAUUGUGUACUUGUUUUUGAAGCAUAUGUCAAUCAAUUAUGGUCUUACUGUCAAAUGAGAAGGUCUGCAUCAUGGUCAGUGUGAAUUGGAAGUUUUCCUCUUCAUGACACAUAAAGGGAAAUGUAUCCUGUGAACUGUGAAUGUCGUGCUAGGGUGUCGAGAUGUAAUGUACUGUACAUUUCUUGCCAAAAAAAAGACAAUGUGUUUGUAAGCACAUGUUAUGCACAUUUUAUCCAGUUUGUUCUUGCCAAAACUCCAGUUUUAACCAAAGAUAAUGUUUGAACUUUUUUAUUUUACUUUUGAUAGUUUGAAAUGCAUUUUUUUAUAUACAUGUUUAAUUCAUUAUUCAAAUUAUAUUUUUUAUAUUACAUAUUGUAAUAAUAAACUACAUACACCAACUACUAGUGUAGAGAA
Molecule: messenger RNA, 4461 nt
Organism: Boleophthalmus pectinirostris (great blue-spotted mudskipper)
Lineage: Eukaryota; Metazoa; Chordata; Actinopteri; Gobiiformes; Gobiidae
Gene: six5
Product: SIX homeobox 5
Exons: 3
Coding region: 282-3014 (910 amino acids)
Biological process (GO): regulation of transcription by RNA polymerase II
Cellular component (GO): nucleus; transcription regulator complex
Molecular function (GO): DNA-binding transcription factor activity, RNA polymerase II-specific; RNA polymerase II cis-regulatory region sequence-specific DNA binding
Source: RefSeq, a predicted model, not a curated record